AUGCUGAAGAAAAGCAGCUCAAGGUCUCUACAAUGCCGUCCUGGAGGCCUUCUUACAAUGCUAUGUCCUCUCUUGCUCGUCAGCCUCCUCACAGUUGUCAUCUUGAGUUCCGAUGUCUCUUAUCUUCACUUCUUCGACACCAACACUUUACCUCACUUGUUCUUCGACACCAGCGCGAAUGAUAUCUCCCACAGCCCUAUUGUUUUGCCCUAUUCACUUCAUAGCCAAAUCUCCAAUUUGCAGACCCAACUAGGAGCCUUGCUUGGGCAGCUUCACAAUGAAAGCUCAGAAUCAAAAGUAGCAAAAUUCUCUGAUCAAGUUCUGCGCAUAGCCGUAUCAGUGGACAAGCUUGUUAACAGCCUCUCCAGCAUAUCAGGCAAUGCUCCUGCUAGUGGCGAUGGAAUGAGCAGGGUGGAAGAAGAUUUAAGUGAAGCUGGGGAAGGUGAAGAUCAAGAACCACCUGGUGUAAAGGUAUUCAACACAGGUGAGCUUCAUGAAUAUACCUCUCCAAAACUCAACAGGCCAAGCGGCAAAAAGAACUUUCUUGGGGUGGAGGCAAUCAGUCCUUCCAUUGGCUUAACAUGUGCCCAUAUGGCCACAACUAUAAAGCGUUUUAUGAGUUACAAAAUGUAUGGUAUGUGCCCAGAUGAUUGGGACUUGGCUCAAAAGCUUAUUACCAGUGGAUGUGAUCCCUUGCCCAGAAGGAGAUGCUUGUCAAGAGCAUCUCCAAACUACAACAAGCCAUUUCCUGUGAACUCCUCUCUUUGGACCCAACCUAGUGAUGCUAACAUCUUGUGGAGUCAUUAUAAAUGCAAAGGCUACUCGUGUCUUGUUUCCAACGAAACAAGAGGCAGAAGAGGCUUCUUCAAGUGUGCAGACUGUUUCGAUCUUUCGAAACAGAGAUGGGAGAUCCCAACUAACGAGUCUGUUUCAGCUGAGUUCACCAUUGAUCAAGUUCUAGCAUUGAAGCCAAGAGAGAUUCGUAUUGGACUUGAUUUCAGCCCCACAACUGGCACAUUUGCUGCACUUAUGAAGGAAAGAAAUGUUACUAUUGCAUCAGCAACCUUAAAUUUAGGGGCCCCUUUUAACGAGGUGAUUGCACUACGAGGCCUCUUGCCUCUGUAUCUAUCGAUUGGAUCAAGAUUGCCAUUCUUUGACAACACACUCGAUAUCAUUCAUUCUACUCUCUUCUUGGAUGGUUGGAUUGGGAAGGAACUUCUCCAAUUUGUGUUGUUUGAUUGGGACCGUGCUCUUCGACCAAAGGGGCUCCUCUGGGUGGAUCGUUUCUUCUGUUCGAAAGAGGUCAUGAAGCUGUAUUUGGAUGAGUUUAAAAGCCUGAGCUACAAGAAACUACUAUGGAGAGUGGUGCCAAAGACAGAUAAGGAUGCAGAUGAGCUUUUCUUUUCUGCUGUUCUGGAAAAGCCUAUUAGGCGAUGA
Molecule: messenger RNA, 1437 nt
Organism: Populus nigra (black poplar)
Lineage: Eukaryota; Viridiplantae; Streptophyta; Magnoliopsida; Malpighiales; Salicaceae
Product: probable methyltransferase At1g29790
Exons: 1
Coding region: 1-1437 (478 amino acids)
Source: RefSeq, a predicted model, not a curated record